Molecule: messenger RNA, 882 nt
Organism: Henningerozyma blattae CBS 6284
Lineage: Eukaryota; Fungi; Ascomycota; Saccharomycetes; Saccharomycetales; Saccharomycetaceae
Gene: TOS8
Product: Tos8p
Exons: 1
Coding region: 1-882 (293 amino acids)
Biological process (GO): regulation of DNA-templated transcription
Molecular function (GO): DNA binding
Source: RefSeq, a predicted model, not a curated record
AUGCUACCAUCUAUCCAAACUUUGUUUAACGCUAUCGAUGUUCAACAAAGAAAUACUUAUACUCCAUUGAAUUUCCCUCAAACACCUGCACAUCAAAAUAUUAAUCACAAUUGUAACCAUCCUUAUGCAAUCAAAACAUCAAUUCAAACUCCUACAUUCAUAUUACCUCCUCCAGUAGUCUCUGUUUCUCCUACUACCCCUCCUCAAUCACAUCAUUGUUUACAUUCUAGAAGUUCUAGCAGUUCAAGUAAUAAUAGUACUUUCUCUAUGGGUAAUAAUAAUAAUUUUAAUACUUCUUCCUCGUCUCUUCUUUCACUUCCAACUACAGCCGGAGAUUCAAAUUAUCACAGUUCUCUACCAUCACCAUCGCCAUCACCAUUGAUUAUUCCAACAGACAAAUCUGCUCAAGAUAAUGAGAAACUACAACAAAAUCAAGAGCAUUUAAAUAGAGAUGUAACUGUAAAUGUAACUGAGAAACAAACUGAAAAAAAUCACUCGUUAAAGAAAUCAAAAUUAAAUUAUAUGGUUUCAAAAAGAUCGAAUUUACCAAAGGAAACAGUUCAAAUUUUAAAUGAUUGGUUGCUAAACCAUUUACGCAACCCAUACCCUACUCCAAAGGAAAAGUCCGAAUUAUUAGUUUUAACAGGGUUAACUAAAAUUCAAUUAUCUAACUGGUUUAUUAACGUCAGAAGAAGGAAGGUUUUUAGUGACUAUUAUGUCUUAGCUAAGAGUACUAACGACAAUGAUAAAAAUACAAGCGUUGGACUUUCAAGUGAUGACGAAAAUAUCGAUUCAACAAAGAAAGUUCCAAGCUUCACAAAGAGAAAGAGAUUAAGUGAUAGAUUAGAAGAAUUGAAAAAAAUUUCCAAUAAUGAAAAUUGA